Spodoptera exigua (beet armyworm) is the source of this 975-nucleotide messenger RNA. The record is from the annotation of a GenBank genome assembly. NCBI's taxonomy places the organism in Eukaryota, Metazoa, Arthropoda, Insecta, Lepidoptera, Noctuidae.
CCGGGCAUAAAUCAAUUGAAGAGGCGUCGCCGACAAGUCCGGUUGAUUUGCUGUUGUGCUGUGUCUCCGUGUUACUGAGGCCUAACAUCAUCGCAAUGGAUAUUGAUCUGACUAACGUGCUGGACCUGGAGGACUGCGAUGUCCUCAUGGAGCGAGAAGAAGCGGAGCAAAAGUUUGCUGAGAAGAUGAGCUCGGUCGUAGCCGUGGCUGGGACGUACAUACGGGAGAAGAACACGAUCGUGAUCGCAGCUAUCUGCAAGGACCCCGAGAACGUGGUCCGUGAGAAGCUGGACGAUUAUCCUGAGGAUCCCAUCGACCCUCGGGAACUGAAGGAUCUAAAGGACCUUAUGGACUUAAAGGAUCUUAAGGAUUUCAAUGAGUUGAAGUACUUGAAGGAUGUUAAGGAUCUGAAGGAUUGGAAGGAGUCCAAGACUCUGGAGCUGCCGCGCAAAGACAAGAAGAAUGAGUAAUCAUUUAACGACCUUGUAUUCAUGCAGCGCAUGAAUUCGUAUGUGUGUGUGAUCUCUUCUCUAUCUACCCCUUCUAUCGUAUAUUUCCUAUUCCAUUGACAGAGUUAAUAAUUGAGUAAGACGACAGUCUUUGUACUAAUACGCUCAACGUCUUUACAUUAUGUAAACGAAUUUUGAAUUAAGAACAAGACCUUAACUCUGUCCCCAAACUUUCUACAUUCUUGAUGGAACGCCAGAUCUUGAUGUAUGUGUGUUUUAGUAUUUAAGUGUGUGACAUGUGUUAUUUUGUUUAUGGCAUAUCAGGCCAACGUAUGUACAAGACUUGUAUUUAUUUCAAAUGAGUACUAUUUUUAUAUUGAUUAUUUUACAUUGUGUUAUUAACUCUACAGGGUCGAAAAGAUAUUUUUCAUUUAAGAUCAUUCUUUGUAAUAUUUUUAGAUCGAAAAUGAACUUUGUUUUUGAGUUAAACCAUGUAUCAAGAUGUACUCUUCACUUUUGACACUUU